Penicillium robsamsonii is the source of this 363-nucleotide messenger RNA. RefSeq lists its product as uncharacterized. The record is from RefSeq and is a predicted model, not a curated record. The transcript has 3 exons. NCBI's taxonomy places the organism in Eukaryota, Fungi, Ascomycota, Eurotiomycetes, Eurotiales, Aspergillaceae. The coding region runs from base 1 to 363 and encodes 120 amino acids.
AUGAAGUUCACUAUCGCUACCCUGGUCACUCUCGCCGUCUCUGUUGCCGCGACUGCCCCUGUCCACGGAAAAUCCUCCAAGCAGAUCUCUCUUUCCCAGGCCGAAGGGCUCUGCCAGUCCGGAAAGGUCGCCUGCUGCAACCCUAAGAAAGAUAUCAGCGGCGAUGGAAUCAUUGGCAACCUUCUUGCGGAGGGUCUCCUCAACAACUUGCUCGGCGUCGGCGAUUCCGCCUGUGCCUCCCAGAGUCUGAUCAAGAACUUGAACAUUCUCGGCUUCACCGAGGAGGGUACUGAGGGAACUACCUGCAAGAACACUAUUGCUUGCUGCCCUACUGGAAAGGACUGCACCGCCAUCGAUGCCUAA